CCACUUCCGCCCCGAGGCCCGGCGCGAUCCCGUGGUGCCGCGCGCGGCCUGGCGUUCUUCCGGUGGCGGCGCUCGCGGCGUAGAGGGCGGUCGCGGCGGGCACAGCGGGCACAGCGGGCACAGCGGGUACAGCGCGCACGACCGGUGGCGGCGGCAGGAUGUUGGCCAGCAGGGUGUUCGGCCUCGUGGGCAGACGCGCGCUCUCCACCUCGCUGCGCCUUCGGGCCCACGGGAGCGUGGUGAAGAGCGAUGACUACGCCCUGCCCAUCUACGUGGACCGCCGCGACUACCCGCUGCCCGACGUGGCGCACGUCAAGAGCCUGUCGGCCAGCCAGAAGGCCCUGAAGGAGAAGGAGAAGGCGCCCUGGAGCAGCCUGUCCGCCGAGGAGAAAGUGGAACUUUACCGCCUCAAGUUCAACGAGACCUUCGCCGAGAUGAACCGCGGCACCAACGAGUGGAAGACGGUGGUGGGCGGCGCCCUGUUCUUCAUCGGCAUCACGGCGCUGGUGCUCAUCUGGGAGAAGUUCUACGUCUACGGCCCCAUCCCGCACACCUUCGAGGAGGACUGGGUGGCCAUGCAGACCAAGCGCAUGCUGGACAUGAAGGUCGCCCCCGUGCAGGGCUUCUCGGCCCAGUGGGACUACGACAGGAACGAGUGGAAGAAGUGAGGCGUCGAGUGGAAGAAGUGAGGCGCCGGCCCGCCCCGCCCCAAGCCCCGCCCCCGGCCCCGCCUUCCCGGAAACCUUUGCUCGCUGUGGCGCCUCCGGAGCUAAUAAACGAGCCGUUUCCCCGA
This is a messenger RNA of Sorex araneus (European shrew), 793 nucleotides long. RefSeq names its product cytochrome c oxidase subunit 4 isoform 1, mitochondrial. The transcript has 5 exons. Lineage: Eukaryota; Metazoa; Chordata; Mammalia; Eulipotyphla; Soricidae. Bases 159 to 668 code for a protein of 169 amino acids. The record is from RefSeq and is a predicted model, not a curated record. Gene Ontology annotation, biological process: mitochondrial electron transport, cytochrome c to oxygen.